Messenger RNA from Triticum turgidum subsp. durum (durum wheat), 588 nucleotides. NCBI's taxonomy places the organism in Eukaryota, Viridiplantae, Streptophyta, Magnoliopsida, Poales, Poaceae. The record is from the annotation of a GenBank genome assembly.
AUGUCCCCGGAUCGUACUGCUACUAUUAUCAAGGUACUGUGUACAAACUUCUUCCGAGCAUCAAAACCUAAUAUACCAUAUAGAAAACGAGAGCAUAUGUGGAGGAAACCACCUAGAGGAUGGGUGAAGGUCAAUGUUGAUGCCUCGUUCAGUGCUGAAACUAUGUCAUGUGCAGUGGGCGCGAUUGCUCGAGAUGACAGAGGAGAGUUCAUUGCAGCCGCAGCGUGGUUCAUACCACAUGUAAUCACUGCCGAAUCAGCGGAAAUACAAGCCAUCAGGAACGGGGCUUGGCUAGCGCAACACAUUGGCUGUAACUCUCUCAUCUUGGAGUCAGAUAACCUAAAUGCUGUACAGGCUUUUGACCAACAAGAGACAUACAAUGGUAAUGAUGCAGUCGUGGUGAUGGAUGGCAAGCAGACUUGUACCGAUUUUGCAGCAGUUUCCUACCUUCACUGCUUUAGGGAAGCGAACGAGGUUGCUGAUCUUUUAGCAAAGCAUUCUUCCCUUAGUAGAUCCUCUCAUCUUUGGGAAGAUUCUACCCCUGACUUUAUUUCUCAUGCUAUUAUAAACGACUUGUCCAUUAUUUAA